Misgurnus anguillicaudatus (oriental weatherfish) is the source of this 3611-nucleotide messenger RNA. RefSeq names its product prostaglandin E receptor 2a (subtype EP2) (gene ptger2a). Gene Ontology annotation, cellular component: plasma membrane. Lineage: Eukaryota; Metazoa; Chordata; Actinopteri; Cypriniformes; Cobitidae. Gene Ontology annotation, biological process: inflammatory response; positive regulation of cytosolic calcium ion concentration; adenylate cyclase-activating G protein-coupled receptor signaling pathway. The record is from RefSeq and is a predicted model, not a curated record. Gene Ontology annotation, molecular function: prostaglandin E receptor activity.
AUACAGCUUCUGUGGGAAGUCAAUCACAACAUUUUUAAGAUGCAAAGGUUUCAAGGAAGUUACUUAAAAAUGUGUUUUGCUUUGUCUUGAACAACUCGUGUCGAGGGUGGGGCUUCAAGACAAUGACGUUCAUCAGUGAACUUCAUUCAGCGGAGGAACUCAUGGCUCGCGACGCAUAUUCCCACUCCCUCAGCAAGAGCACGAGACAGGCAAUUGCGCUUCUGUUUUCUGGAGAACACGAUGCUCAAACGAAGUCCAUGCUUUUACUACCUUCCAACUAUUUGAAUCUUGGCUACGAGAAAGGACUAAUUCUUUAGGAACGCGGUUCUCACUUUUACGCAUUCGGACUCAAGCUACACAUUUCAUCAGUAGGUAUGUGCGUUUCGUGGGAUUGGAACCCACAAUCUUUUCGCUGCUAACACAAUGCUCUACAAAAACUCUUUUCGAGUGGGGUCCUCUUAAAUAUGCCGACGUAAACUCGUUCAAAACUUUUUUUCACUUGGAGUGCUUCAAGUGACCCAGGAGUUAAAGUGCAUCCAUACGCACCGCAGAAAUGGGAAGUGAAAACGACACUUGUUACGACAUAAACACUGUGGAGCAGAACGAGGGUCCGGCUAUCAGUGCCAUAAUGUUCGCCCUCGGUGUGGUCGGGAAUCUGAUCGCCCUGCUUCUCCUGGAAUUCCGCAGGAGGAAAAAGAGGAACCGAGAGCGCCAGUCUCUCUUCCAUGUCUUGGUGACCACGUUGGUCGUUACGGACCUACUUGGGACAUGUCUGAUCAGUCCCGUGGUGCAAGUCGCAUAUUCUACUAAUACCACACUUAUCGGUAUGAGCGAGUCUCGUUCGGUGUGUAAAUAUUUUGGAUUCGCCAUGACAUUUUUCAGUCUCUCGACACAUUCCAUCCUACUCGCUAUGGCGCUGGAGAGGUGCAUCUCCAUCGGGUACCCGUACUACUACGGCAGGAAUGUCACCAAGCGUUGUGGAUACAUCACCAUCCCUUCUAUAUAUCUAGCCUGCUUUAUCUUCUGUAUAAUGCCUUUUGCAGGCUUUGGGAAAUAUGUGCAAUAUUGUCCCGGCACGUGGUGUUUUAUUGCAAUGAAUCCUCAAGUUCCGAAGCACAGGGCGUAUGCCAACGUUUACGCCACUGUCCUGCUUCUUAUUGUUACGGUAAUAGUGGCAUGCAACUGUUUCGUAGUUUAUCACCUGGUGUUAAUGUACCGAAAGCGCAAACAGAACCGAGGAUCCGUGCACACCCGGAGUAAACGGGACAGAAGAUACUUCUCAUGGGCAGAGGAGGUGGAACAUCUCAUUCUCCUGGUCAUUAUGACACUCAUAUUUGUCAUAUGUUCCCUGCCAUUAAUGAUCCGUGUAUACAUCAAUUCCACUGGCAAGUCCAAAUACAGUGACAAGACUGAUCUUAUAGCACUGCGUUUCAUCUCAGUUAACUCCAUCAUUGACCCCUGGGUGUUUAUCAUUUUCAGCCCCUCGGUUUUGCGUUUCAUUUGGGGGGCGCUGUGUAAGACCUCCUUCAUGCGCUCCAGAAACUCUUUGUUCAAAACUUCCCUUACCAAAAACACGCCUGGCCAAAUCGAGCUACUCCAACCUACCUCCACCUCCGUGGAGAUCAGUCAUCUCAACAAGACCGUUUAGAUGGUUUGACAUGACAAGGACACGAUGGGAUCCGGUGAUGAUGGAGAUCACAGUAUCCUUGUGCAUCUAGGAAUGGAUAUGUCUAACCAGUACAUCUUAACUGAACUAUGGGCCAUUUCAAGAAGGAUCCAUUUUGUUGGCUGAUCUUCAUUAAGGGGUUUAGAAACCCCUUGUGGUUGCGUGUGACUGGGACAGUCAGACAAACACAACCGUGAGGUCAAAAGGAAGGAUGCUCUGUGUUCCUUCAGUGGUUACAAUUGUUUUGAGAGCAAGGACCCUGUGAACUGUAAUUGCACGAUGAACGUGUUUAGUGGGAGAUGGUCUGUUUAGGACUGUAUAUAAACAGAUACUCAACGAAAAAAUGAGCUGAAGCUAUUAUUUCACAAUCAUUGCUCAUUUAACUUUCACUGGGGUUGUGCUUUUUGGGGUCGAAGGCUAAACAUCUCCCAUGCAAUUUGCCACUUUGGAUUGUUUAUUAUUCAGUGAAUCAUGUAAUGCUGUUUCCUGCAUUUCAAGUCGAGCAGUUCCAGAAAAACACUUGUACAGGUCUAUUUGUAUUUAUAAUAUCAACAUACAGUAUUUAUUGUGCUUUAAUUUAUGUUGAUACAACAGUAUGACAAUGACACAUAUCUGUUUUGAUAUGCAGGCAGAAUUGAAUGAUCAAUGAAUCGGUUCUUUCAUGUGAAAGAGUAUAAUUAUACGUUUUUUUUUUAUGAACAUGACAUAUGCUGGUGCCGUUCUGUAAAGUGGGUGUAAAUGUGUAAUUGUAAAGGCCGUUGUUUGUGUUUGCGUACUUGUUUUCUAUGAAGAUUUUGAAUGCACUGACUUGUGAAAUAAUGUGAUGUGUUAUGCCUACAUGUAUUCUAUUACUGUUGUUGACACAGUUUACCCAAAAUCAAAGUUUUGUCAUUAUGUAGUUACUCACUCUCAUCUGGUUUGAACAACAAAUGUCUUUUUUGUUUUUCAAAACCCAAUGCAGAUUUUAUUUCAUAGUGUUGCAUCUCUUCCAGUGCACAUUUCUGUGUCUGAACUGUUAUUUAAGCAGUUUUAGGAUGAUGACUUUAUGAAUAACGUGUAAAAUUUGAAACAAUAUUAAUAUCCACAAGAAAAAAAAAAGAAUCAGGCGUAAGGGGACAUAUCAUGAAAAUCUGACUUUUUCCAUGUUUAAGUGCUAUAAUUGGGUCCCCAGUGCUUGUAUCAACCUAGAAAAUGUGAAAAAGAUCAACACAGUAACUUAGUUUUGGUAAACCAUUCUCUGCAAGCAUGUAAAAAAUAGGUAAUUGAAAUUUGGCUCCCCUUGUGAUGUCAGAAGUGGAUAAUACCGCCCCUUAAUCUGCACUAUCCAAUCCAGCACUUCCAUUAAGGGCAGAGAUCAGCUCAUUUGCAUUUAAAAGGACACACCCACAAUGGCACAUUUUUGCUCACACCUACAAAGUGGCAAUUUUAAUAUAUGUUAUAAUAAAUUAUCUGUGGAGUAUUUUGAGCUAGAAUUUCGCAUACGCACUGUGGGGAUUUAUUUGACAUCUUAAAAAAGUUUUGUGAAAUGUCCCCUUUAAAGUAGAAGUCGAGUGGAGUUAUUUAUUUGACACUUUUGGGUCUAUUUGAAGCUUGAAAGGUUUUCUGGUCUGAGUGGAUGGUGAUCGAGGUGAUGACCAUUCACUCCCUUAGUAACCAAAAAACCUAACAUUUGGGUUCUGUAGAACAUCGAAAUACAUUGGGGGGUUUUAAAAAACAUGAAGGUGAUAAAGUUUUAAUUUUUAGGUGAACUAUCCCUUUAAAGAGCAUUAUUGCAUUGCUCAUUACUUAGACUGUGGUUUCUCUUUAUGCACAAUGUAUAACAGUUAGUUUCGUUUUAUGGGUGGGUUGUACUGAAACGAAGCGAAACAAGCCAAUUAAGGAACUUGAAAAACAUGAUGAUGCAUCAAUCUGGUUGAAUCGAGAAAAAAUAAAUAAAUCAAAUACA